Molecule: messenger RNA, 6907 nt
Organism: Myxocyprinus asiaticus (Chinese sucker)
Lineage: Eukaryota; Metazoa; Chordata; Actinopteri; Cypriniformes; Catostomidae
Product: ankyrin repeat domain-containing protein 50-like
Exons: 5
Coding region: 442-4662 (1406 amino acids)
Molecular function (GO): protein binding
Source: RefSeq, a predicted model, not a curated record
UUCAGCGAGUGUCUCGCUGCGGGAGGAACUCAAAUGCACAAACCGAAUGGAAAAUAUGAAAAGAAGGAUCCGGGACCGGGAAUAACGACACAAAACCGUCAUCCGAGUGUUCAUCUGUGGAUAUGAGAUGAUAUAUGACAGGACAGAAGCGCUGAAGGGUGUUUCAUCAGCCUGUUAAAGCAGCACAAUGACAAACACACUCAUCUCAGAGACAUGGAUAGAGUUUGUGGAAAUCUCACUCUUUAGGGCCUGAAACACCCCUCAACCUUCAUCAUCACCUCAGGAUCUAGUAUUCAUCCAACCACUGGUGUCCUGAAGAAAGGAGCUGUCACUCAAACUCAUCAAGAUGAUGGACUGGUGUCUGUGCAAACGCCCUCACAGGGUUUGAGCAUGCCCAGUUGCAUCUGAACUCCCCUGGUGGUGACCCACAGGACACAGAACAUGGCCCAGACCAGUCUACUGCAGGGCAAACGCUUCUACUGCCGUGAGUGGGUGUUCCAGAAGAUCCAGCAUUGCCUACAAGAGAAAACCAACAACCUCAGCAUUCCUGGAACAACCGAAUCGCUGAACCCCGUCAGCGGCCCGCUCUCUGGGCCAGGGAAGGCAGGAUCGUGGGGGGUUCUGCUGGUGGGCGGGCCAGGCAGUGGGAAGACGGCUUUGUGUACGGAGUUACUGUGGCCUGGUUCCGUUCACGUCGUCCACCGCAGGCUGCACCAGCACUGUCUGGGCUUCCACUUCUGCCGGGCGGAAGAUUCGGAUACGCUAUGUGUAAGCGCAUUUGUCCGUGGGCUGGUGGCUCAGAUAUGCCGGUCAGGACUCGUCCUGGAUUAUGAGGAGAAAGUGCGAGAGCCGGCAGUCCAGAGCGCUCUUCAGCCGGGAGAGUGUGAGAGAAAUCCAGCCGAAACAUUCAAGAGGUGUGUGUUGUUGCCAUUGUUGAGCUGUAAAGCUCCGUCUCAGGCUCUGUUUGUGUUGGUGGAUUCAGUGGAUGAGGGCUGUUCAUCAGGAGACAGACAUCAGAGGUCAAAUAUCGCCGAGCUGCUGGCCGCCCAUCAUGAGCUCUUCCCGCCCUGGCUGCUGCUGCUCUGCUCCGCUCGACGACAGAACAAGCACAUCACGAAACUCUUCACAGGUUUCCGAAAGAUCAGCCUGGAUGACCUACGGAAGGCCUACAUUGUAAAAGAUGUGCAACAGUACAUCCUCCACCGGCUAGACCAAGAGGAGAUGCUACGGCAACACCUCACCAAGGAGACAGCAGAGAUGCUGAACCAGCUUCACAUCAAAAGCAGCGGCUGUUUCCUGUACCUUGAGCGUGUUCUCGACGGAGUGGUUGAGAACUUUAUCAUGCUCCGGGAAAUUCGAGACAUCCCCGGAACGCUGAAUGGACUCUACCUUUGGCUCUGCCAGAGACUGUUUGUCAGAAAGCAGUUUGCCAAAGUCCAACCCAUCCUAAACGUGAUUCUGGCUGCCUGCAAACCACUGACUGUCAGGGAGCUUUAUCAUGCCGUCUGGACUAAAAGCAUGACUCUGACGAUGGAGGACUUUCAGAAGAAGAUGGAUAUUCUUUCCAAGCUCCUAGUUGAUGGACUUGGCAGCACUAAGAUCUUGUUUCACUACAGCUUUGCUGAAUGGCUCCUGGAUGUUAAACACUGCACACAAAAAUACCUUUGCAAUGCGGCUGAAGGGCAUCGAAUGAUGGCUAUGAGUUACACAUGCAGAGCGAAGCAGCUGAAACCUCUGGAGGUGCAGGAGUUUGCCUACCACCUGAUCAACUCUAACCUGCAGAUGGAGCCAUUUAAUCUUGCCCUUUGGAUGGUAUGGAAUGGUACACCUGCAAAAGACUCCCUGUCCACAUCAAUACCAAAAGAACAGGAGGUACUCCAGCUGCUGGUCAAAGCUGGAGCUCAUGUAAACAAUGAAGAUGAACAUGCUUCAUGCAUAGUGCAACAAGCCCUGGAACGUGAGGACUCUAUUCAAACUCUGCUAGAUAAUGGGGCAUCUGUUAACCAAACUGACUCCAGUGGUAGAACUCUGUUAGCCAAUGCUGCAUACAGCGGCAAUCUGGAUGUUGUGAACCUACUUAUCUCCAGGAGAGUCAACAUGGAGUUAGAGGACAACCACGGACAGACUGCACUUACUCUUGCAGCUAGACAGGGCCACACCAAGGUGGUCAACUGUCUCAUUGGGUGUGAUGCUAACAUCAACCACACAGACCAUGACGGCUGGACUGCCCUUAGGUCUGCAGCCUGGGGAGGUCACUCAGAGGUUGUGUCUGCACUCUUGUAUGCAGGUGCUAAGGUGGACUGUGCAGACGCAGACAGUAGGACCGCCCUGAGAGCUGCUGCCUGGGGAGGCCAUGAGGAUAUUGUUCUCAACCUUCUUCAACAUGGAGCCGAAGUCAACAAGGCAGAUAAUGAAGGACGAACUGCACUAAUCGCUGCUGCAUAUAUGGGGCACCGAGAGAUUGUGGAGCAUCUAUUGGAUCAUGGAGCUGAGGUCAACCAUGAGGACGUGGAUGGCAGAACGGCGCUCUCCGUUGCAGCUCUUUGCGUGCCAGCCAGCAAGGGUCACGCCUCCGUUGUAAGUCUACUAAUCGACCGUGGAGCGGAGGUUGACCACUGUGACAAAGACUGUAUGACCCCGCUUCUGGUUGCCGCCUAUGAAGGCCAUGUGGAUGUGGUAGAUCUGCUUCUAGAAGGAGGUGCAGAUGUUGAUCACACUGAUAACAAUGGGAGAACACCUCUGCUCGCUGCAGCAUCCAUGGGACAUGCUUCUGUUGUCAAUACUCUGCUGUUCUGGGGUGCAGCAGUUGACAGUAUUGACAGUGAAGGCAGAACUGUGUUGAGCAUUGCAUCUGCACAGGGGAAUGUGGAGGUUGUCCGAACUCUGCUGGACAGAGGACUGGAUGAGAACCACAGAGAUGAUGCAGGCUGGACACCACUACAUAUGGCUGCUUUUGAGGGACACAGACAAAUAUGUGAUGCUCUCAUUGAACAAGGUGCCCCCUGCACAGAGGUUGAUAAUGAUGGACGUAUCCCAUUGAUUCUGGCUGCUCAAGAGGGCCAUUACGACUGUGUGCACAUCCUUCUAGAGAAUAAGUCCUGUAUCGACCAGAGAGGUUACGAUGGUAGAAAUGCUCUCAGAGUUGCAGCGCUUGAGGGACACAGAGAUAUUGUGGAGUUGUUGCUGAGUCAUGGGGCAGAUAUUGACUUCAAGGAUGCAGACGGUCGUCCAACACUUUACAUCCUGGCACUUGAGAAUCAGCUGGCCAUGGCAGAGUACUUUCUUGAAAAUGGAGCAAAUGUAGAGGCCAGUGAUAUGGAUGGAAGAACAGCCCUACAUGUGUCGUGUUGGCAGGGCCAUGUCGAGAUGGUCCGACUGCUGAUUAACUACCAUGCAAAUGUGAACUCAUGUGAUAAUGAAAAGCGAUCGGCCCUCCAAUCAGCGGCUUGGCAGGGGCACACAAAGGUUGUUCAGAUCUUGAUUGACAACAGCACUGUUGUAGAUCACAUGUGCAACCAGGGUGCUACUGCUCUUGGCAUUGCAGCUCAGGAGGGGCACAUCGAUGUGGUCCAGAUUCUUCUAGAACAUGGUGCAGAUCCUAAUCACGCUGAUCAGUUUGGUCGCACUGCCAUGAGAGUGGCAGCCAAAGGUGGUCACACUUCCAUCAUUAAACUCUUGGAGAAAUAUGGCGCCACAAGUUUCAAUGGCUGUAACCCGUCCCCCAUCCACACCAUGGAGCAACAAACACCAGUAUCAGUUGCUAGGAAAGUUCAAUCACCUACUAUAAAGUCCAGCAGCUCUGGAAGCACAGGAGCUGGAGAAGUGCAUUCUACGGAUCGGGUACAAUCCAAUGGACCCGUUCACCCGUUCAGCUCCCCAUCAGGGUCUCCAGACUCAACCGUAGACCGACAGAAGUCCUCGCUGUCCAACAACUCACUCAAAAGUUCAAAAAACUCUUCCCUGAGGACCACCUCAUCCACCGCAACAGCCCAGACUGUUCCCAUUGACAGCGUCCAUGCCCUCUCCUUCAUUGAGCAGAUCCAGCAGCAUUCACUGCCUCGCAGUCGCAGUCGGCAAUCUAUCGUUUCUCCAUCCUCCACCACCAGGUCCAUCGGCACUCAGCCUGGCUCUCCGACCACCGAGUUUGACUGGAGCCAGGAAAAGCCAGGCCUCAAAUCCACCAAAGCAUCCAAGAACGGCAACAACUGCUCCAACAAAGGAAAAUCUGGUAAGAAGUCCAAGAACAGCUUUCAUUCACAGGGUCAAAUAGUGGAGUAUGAGCUGACUCAGUUUGAUAAAAGGCUUGUGCUUAAUAAGCCAGUGUCCAGUAUUGCUGUGAAGGACCCUCAGAGUAAGAUCAUGGUGGGCAGAUCUGGUGCUCUAGAUUCUAGCCAAUCACACGAGCAGUUUUACAUUCAGCCACAGAGCUGUGCAGAGAAGAAGAGGAAUGGAAUCAUGACCAACCCCAACUAUCACCUGCAGGGAAACCAGGUUUUUUUUGGGAGAGUAUCAGUCCCCAGAACUGUUUCCAGUAGGGGACAUCAGGACCUACUGGACAAUUACCCAAUAGGGGAUACAGAAUUAAGCCUUAAACAAGCCCUACAGCUCCAGAUUGAAGGAUCAGAACUUGGGAUAAACUGCAAAAAAGAAACGCCAUUAUAACUGAUGUCUUGAUCUUUAUUUGCCAUUCAGAAAGUGACUGUGCCAAAGCAAACGCUUUCAUCUGCAAAAGAACUGAAGCCAUUGUUCCACACUUUUCUGUGGAACAUCUCAUGAUGAAAGGAACUUGAGAGAACCGAAGGGAAGGAGGUCGCCCAAGCGUGAUGCAAACUAAUACUUGUGCCUGUCUGCUCCAGCCUUCUCGUGUUGAUCAUAAUGCACACAGACGCUUUUAAUUUAAUGCAUUAAUAUUUAAUUGGCAGUGGAUGCACUUUCUUCCUUUUUUAAGAAAAAACUCAAUUGUAAUUGUUUUUUUUGUUUUUUUGCAUUUUGGUGCUUUGUUUUUAUCAGAGUUUGUUCAAAAAGAAAUGUUUCUGUUUGUUUCAUGUUUGUUUUGUCUUGGCCUGUAUAAGUGCAAACUGGCAGCAAUGUGCCACUGGAGUAUGCUGUUUCCUCUGACAAACAUCACAAACUUUCCACCAUAUUUUCGUUUUAAAACUCUGAAUCUCUUCAGGCAUAGUUCACCCAAAAAUUAAAAUUCUCUCCUCAUUUAUUCGCCCACAAGACAUUCCCAACCUGUAUGAAUUUCUUUCUUCUGUGAAACACAAAAGAUGCUAAGCAAAAUGUCUGAGCUUCUGUUUUCCUUACCGUUUAAAAUGGAUGGUGAAUUACAUUCCCUAGCUCCUAAAGAGCAGCUUGAACAUUCUGCCUAAGAUCCACAGAGAAAAGUAAGUCAUACAUGUUUGGAAUGACAGAAGGAUGAGUUAAUAAUGGUAAAACUUUGUUGUGAACUAUUUAUUUAAACUCCAUUUGUUGUUCAGUGUUCACAUUCAAUCUUAGUCUUAGUUUACUCUUACACGUUUUGUUUAAAAAUUUUAAAUUGUAUUUUUUUUCUCCCCAAUUUGGAAUGCCCAAUUCCCAAUGCGCUCUAAGUCCUCGUGGUGGCGUAGUGGCUUUCCUCAAUCCGGGUGGCGGAGGACGAAUCUCAGACCAUCAAUCUGCGCAUCUUAUCACGUGGCUUGUUGAGCGCGUUACCGCGGAGACGUAGCACGUGUGGAGGCUUCACGCUAUUCUCCGUGGCAUCCAUGCACAACUCGCCACGUGCCCCGCCGAGAGCGAGAACCACAUUAUAGCGACCACGAGGACGUUACCCCAUGUGACUCUACCCUCCCUAGCAACCGGGCCAAUUUGGUUGCUUAGGAGACCUGGCUGGAGUCACUCAGCACGCCCUGGGAUUCGAACUCACGACUCCAGGUGUGAUAGUCAGCGUCAAUACUUGCUGAGAUACCCAGACCCCACACGUUUUGUUUUUUAGAAAAAGCCGCCUCCAUCCGUACCGUAUUACUCAUAUCAUGCUGCUAUGUUUUGUUGAUGCCUGCAUUUGUUUUAAAAGGUCUUAUUCUGUCAUUUUAACUCAUUAUUUUGUAUGUAGCAUUAUUGAUGCCCUUAAAGAAGAGUUACUCUGGCUUUACCAUGCUUCAUUAUUUAGUCCCUGUGGGACCUGUUUUGUUUGUUUAAUUUUGUGUUCAUCUAUUUACAUAUUUAAAUGACUGACUUGUAUCUUUAACUGCAGAGUUUGGUGCUAAAUGCAAAGUUCUCAGUGAUGCAACAUAAUGGUAGUUUGUGUUGCAGUGCGAAAGCGGCGGACAGUGUCAGGGAGUUCAAAUGUGUAGGUCAGCGACGGGUCAUCAUGCUUUUUACUCAUGCCAAGCAGCAAACCGCAGUAAUAUUACGUUUUCAGGCUUGAGUUUGAAAUGUAUACUCUGCAAGCCAAAGUUAAAACACAGCGAGGACACAGGAAAAAAAAACAUGGCCUUCUGAAGGCAGAUCUCGUGUCCCUGAGCCGUGGCUCUCUGUGGGGGAGUGGGAGGAGUGGAUUUCAGAUAUUGGUUUGCUAUGAGAGACGAGACGCAUAAAACCGUAUUAGGUGUAACUGCAUCAGAAAGCUUGUCCUCUGAAGAAUUACAGACAGGCACUUUAUAAAGCCUGGGACAUCUCAGCACAGAGAGAAUGAAUGACUGAAGAUGAAGACUGUAUUCUGUAACGUCAAGCCGUCUGCUUUACUGACGUUUUGUUCAUCUGUUUUGGUUCUUAGCCUGGAGUUCAUUUCAAGAGGAGUUUGAUUGUAAGAAGCUGACCAUGUACAUUAACAACUUUUGCAUUUUGAAAUUACAUUUCCUGUAUUAUAUUGAGCUGAAUUUUCUGACAUAUUUAAGUGCUUAAUAAACAUAUCUGCUUUUCUGCCAAA